UUUUUUCAUACAAAAUUCGAUUUACACUUCCCCAUCAUUCUCACACUGCAGUGUUGUUUUAGUUUUGAAUUUCGAAUUCAUUUGAAAAUUCUUUCAUCUUUCAUUUCAUUUAAUGUGAUUUCUCCUUAUAAAAUUUUGGUGUUUAAUACUUGAAACAAGAUACGAUCAACUUGGAAAUAUGGAUCCAUCAUUCCAGAAUGCACUUGUUGAAGUUAAUCUGUCGACAGAUGGUCGAAAUAAUGUUUGGCUUGAUGCUUAUUUUUUGGAUGUACAGCCAUCAUGUUCAAAAGAUGAAACAGAAGUCACUGACAAUCAAGGUGAUGGUGAUGAGAAUAGUGGCAAUAAUCAAAGUUUAAUGGCAACAAUUGUAAUGGCCGUGAAAGAUGAGCCUGCAUCCUUUACAAUUACACAGCAAAAGCAUUGUCAUCAAUUACCAAUGAGUCAAAUUCGUUUGAAACCAAAAUUAACUGAACCAGUUUCGUUUAACGAAAAUAACAUAAUCGAAGUAAUAACUGUGGAUGGAAAUGAAAAGUUUAUCGCUUGGAAAAUGGCCAAAAUUAAAAAAUUCAAAGAUACUAAUGCUGUUAUCGAAUAUUUGGAUAACAAUGGCCAGAUAAUUGAAUCAAAAUCAGUUGAAGAAUUGAAUGUGAUUAGUCGGGAAGAUAGUCGAACACCGAAUCCAUUCAAACCAUUGAAUGAUGUGACAGUUGCUUCAAAUCCAUUUGCCCGUGCGGAAUUGCCUGUACCAUUUUUUCUUCAAUAUGAUGAUUCAACAUGGCUUUGUAAUAUUGAUUUUCAUGAACGUUUCAAGAAGAAUGUUGAAAAUCUAAUCAACAUACGUUAUGAUGGUGAAAAAAAAUCAUUGAUUUGUAUUGGCUAUACUCCUGAUCUUACGGAAUAUUCAAAGAAAAAAUUCAUCAAUCAAUGUCAUCUUUUGUCGGAUUUCCAUUUUCGUGCUUUGAAAGAAACAUAUUCACUCAGUAAACAUAUGUUGCCACCGAUUACCAGUCAAAAUCCGAAUGAAUCGGUAUUGCGUCUUUCUGUUGCUAAAUCUUUGAUUGGUUUAUCCAUUGGUAAACAAGGUGCUAAUAUUCGAAAAGCACGUGAAUUGGAUGGUAUUCACUCGGUUGAAUUGUGGGAUGAGAUGAACACCUUUAUCAUUAAAGGUAACAAUAUGGAAGUCUGUCAACAGGCAGCUAAUUUAUUGAAUUUUGUACAAGAAUGUAUCGAAAUUGAUAACGAACAUAGCGAUUUUUUCGAUGAUGAACUAAUCGUACAAGAGCUUUUGGAUAAAACUGGUGUCAUAAAAUUUGAUUUGGUCAGUGAAAAUCAGUCCAAUAAUGGUUCGUUUACAAAUGAGCACGAUCAUCAUCAUCAUCAUCAUGAUAAUUCAAGCAAUCGUACGUUCAAUAAUAACAAUCUGCUCAUUCUACGUAUUCUUGGUAAUUGUGAAAGUGUGGAUAAUUUCAAAAUAUUAUUCAACUAUCAAUUCGCUGAAUAUGGUGAGAUGAAAAAAUUACGUGAACAAUUCAAAGAUCUUGUUGGUGGUACUGUACGUUCGUCAUACAAUCAACGACGACGUCCUGGUGGCAGAAAAUUUUCUGAUGUACUGAAAAAUCGAAACUAAUUUAUUUUGUAAUGAUGAGUCUAAUUUCAUACAUUUGUAAUAAUUUAAUAAACAGAUUAUCGUUGACAAAAAAAAA
Messenger RNA from Dermatophagoides farinae (American house dust mite), 1703 nucleotides. Its product is annotated as RNA-binding protein FXR1. Gene Ontology annotation, cellular component: nucleus; neuron projection; cytoplasmic stress granule. The record is from RefSeq and is a predicted model, not a curated record. Gene Ontology annotation, biological process: regulation of translation at presynapse, modulating synaptic transmission; animal organ development; positive regulation of translation. Gene Ontology annotation, molecular function: mRNA 3'-UTR binding; translation regulator activity. Lineage: Eukaryota; Metazoa; Arthropoda; Arachnida; Sarcoptiformes; Pyroglyphidae.